AUGAUCUCUGCCACGCCCUCGCCCUCUGCCAGGGCGCUGCGGAGCCGCGACAACUCUCCAUCGCCUCAUCCGCGUGCCCUGGCUCGCAUGCCCUCCAACCAGCGGGUGAACACGGCUCUUCAUCUAUCCUCAUCCGUGGCUCCAGCCUCUGCCACCAGCGCAUCCUCCAUGACCCAAAGCCCCUAUAUCAGCUCCAUACAGUCUUCGCCCUUGGUAUCUCAUUCAAUCCACCAUCUCCCUCACCUGGGGAACCCUGUUCCCCUCGAACUGGGCGAGAGCCUUGUCUCUCCACAUGUGUUCUCGCCUCCGAAGGAACCCACGGCAGGUCCCAAGUCCGUGGGUAUCAUGCGCAAGCUCUCCCAAAGUGCCAAAGCCGGGGUGUCUUCGGCCCGCCAGACUCUGCGGAGAAAGGCUUCAUCGUCGGCACAUUCCCGCCGUGAUGAAAGCACAGGCCCCAUUACCAGACGCCGUAGUGACAGCAAGAAUGCCAUGGCGAGCGGGUUCUCUGUGGACUCUCCGUCUCUGGAUCCCCUUCCCUUGGACUUGCAGAGCGGUCUGGGGUUGUACGGUGAUGCAAUGAGCAUCUCGAGCGAGCCCACCACAUUGAUAGACACGAGUCCCGAGGGCCAGGCUCCGUGCGUCCCUGAGCACCUGGUGGCAGGCUGCCCGUUGACCAAGAUCACCAAGAAUAAAAAGCAAGAGAAACUAUUCUUCAUGGAUGUUGAGGGCUCCCGUGUCUCGUGGAAGGGUGCUGUGACGACCAAAGUUUUCCACAUUGACAACAUCAAAAGCAUCCGAAGUGGCGAGGAAGCUGCGAGCUUCCAGUCACAGCUCCGCGGGGAGGCCGUCGACCCAGAGCUGUGUUUUACGAUCAACUAUACCACCUCGGACUCGGCGAAGCAAGUCAAGUCGUUGCACCUCGUUGCUCGUAACCACCGAGACCUCCGAUUGUGGGUUGACACAUUGGAGAGCUUGGCCAAGCAUCGCGAAGAGCUGAUGAUGAGCAUGGUCGGCUCCACCGAACGCGAGUCCGUCGUGCGAGCUCACUGGGACAAUGAAAUGGCGAAGCGGACGGUCAAGCACAAUAGCGCCAAGGCCGAUGGGCUUGACCUUGCUGCCAUACAAGUGCUCUGUCGUAAACUCCAUAUCCACAUUCCCGAGAAGGAGUUGGAGGAACACUUCCAUUCUGUCGACGUCAACAAGUCAGACCUCCUGGACUACCCUCAAUUCCGGGACUUCCUGCGACGGCUUCGAGAAAGAAGCGACAUCAGGAAGAUCUUCGACGAAGUGAGGGGUGACGACGCCAAGGGCGUCACGAGGUCUCAGUUUGUCAAUUUCCUGAGACGGUAUCAGGGAAUCGACAUCGGGUCUCUCGCGGACCCUAGUGUCUGGGAAGAGAGGAUCAAUGAUUUGGUGGCAAUGUCAUUUCCGGAGGAUGCCUCUAUGCGCAGAUCCGGGCUCAUUGACGCUAAUGCCUUUGCCUCUUUCAUUGUCUCUAAGGAUUGCCAUGUUUAUUCCAUGCCCGAACCUUCCGUUCCCAAAUUCGACCAACCCCUUGGCGAAUACUUCAUUUCAAGCUCCCACAACACAUAUCUAACGGGUUGGCAAGUGGGAGGUACCGCUUCAGCCGAAACCUACCUCACGGCACUGCGACACGGAUGUCGCUGCGUCGAGAUUGACUGCUGGAACGGUCAAGAUGGCAACCCGAGAGUGACCCACGGUCGCACUAGGACCACUUCCGUGCUCUUCUCGGACUGUAUCAACGCUAUUCAAAGAUGUGCUUUCGACGUCAGCCCUUAUCCGGUGAUCAUUUCUCUAGAAGUUCACUGUGAUGCCGAGCAACAAGCCAAAAUGGUGCAGAUCAUGAACGACGUGUUUGGGGAGCGGCUUCUUGUUCACCCUUUGCCCGGGUUCACCACACAGCUUCCUUCGCCCGAAGACCUCAAGUAUAAAAUCCUCAUCAAAGUCAAGGCCACCGAGCUUCACGCUGAUCUUACGGCGUCACGGCGUCCUGCUCCCGCGUAUCGAGACCGGAGUACAAGUUCUCCCAACAGGCUCAAUACUCAACCGACGACCUGGGUCCUUCCAAAGGUACCAUAUGUCUCGAGUCCGGCAUUGGUCACACCGCCAGAGACCAUCUAUUCCCCCACGGACCGUUCAGUUACGGCAACAAGCGGAAGCAGUGCAGAUGAGGAGAGUGAUGUGGCGCCAACGUCGCCUUCCACUGUUGAGAGUCAGCGCCGUGCCCCGAAGCUGAGCAAGGUGGGCUCCCAGUUGUCCGCCCUCGGCGUAUAUAUGAAAGGCUAUACCCUUCGCGAUGCUAAGGAUCUUCGUUUCCAACAAUACAACCAUAUAUUCUCGCUCAACGAAAACAGGGCCAUUGAGCUCUGUCGCUCGACUGAGCAAAAAGCUCUCUUUGAGGACCACAACCUUCACCAUUUGUGCCGGGUCUACCCCAAGACUCUGCGUUUCCAGUCGUCCAACUUUGACCCCAACACGUUCUGGAGGAGGGGGGUUCAAAUGGUUGCCCUGAAUUGGCAAACCUUCGACGCCCACAUGCAGAUGAACCAGGCAAUGUUCGCCGCCGGAACCGAUGCGUAUGGCUAUGUGUUGAAGCCGGACUACCUCAGAAAGCCGCGGACGAAGCCCGGAGAUUUCGAGCAUCGUGUGAAGCUGCCCCGCUACAAGAUCAGGUUCUCGGUCCAAGUGAUUUCAGCCCAACAACUGCCCCGAGCGGCGAACAUGGGCAAAGACACCCCUUUGAAUCCCUUCAUCGAGGUGCAAAUGUUCAGUGCAGAGGACCGAGCACGGGGCAUCGCGAACGGCACCGGUGGUACCGAAACAUACUCGAACGGCUACCAUGGCAUUGGCAUGCCCUAUCGUCGGCAGACCCAGAUCCGAUUCGGCAACGGCUACAACCCUCAAUUUGGAGAAAACAUUGAACUCGACCUCGAGACGAAAUACCCGGAGCUUGUCUUUGUCCGAUUCAUCGUCCUGAACUCGGAUGACGGUCGACACACGGGCAAAGGGGUGAGACAGCUUGCGGCAUUCACGGCCAAGCUCGACAGCCUGCAGAAGGGAUAUCGACAUCUCCCCCUGUUUAACGGACAAGGGGAGGAGUUCAUCUUCUCCACUCUGUUUUGCAAGAUCGCGAAGCAGGAGCCUAAGCUGAUGCCCUGGUCGCUGCAAGACGUCGCCGACCGGACCUCACGCCCCAACGUGCUUCGAGGUUUUCUUUCACGCGGUUUGUCAAGUGAUCGAGGCAGGGAGCGAGGUUCCAGUGUCGAAGAAGUGGACGCGGGCCGAAAACCCAACCGUGAGCUCGAAGAGAAAACUACCAAAAAGUAA
Molecule: messenger RNA, 3348 nt
Organism: Fonsecaea erecta
Lineage: Eukaryota; Fungi; Ascomycota; Eurotiomycetes; Chaetothyriales; Herpotrichiellaceae
Exons: 1
Coding region: 1-3348 (1115 amino acids)
Biological process (GO): phosphatidylinositol-mediated signaling; lipid metabolic process
Molecular function (GO): calcium ion binding; phosphatidylinositol-4,5-bisphosphate phospholipase C activity
Source: RefSeq, a predicted model, not a curated record